This is a messenger RNA of Linum tenue, 490 nucleotides long. Lineage: Eukaryota; Viridiplantae; Streptophyta; Magnoliopsida; Malpighiales; Linaceae. The record is from the annotation of a GenBank genome assembly.
GUGAAAAGAGUAUGUCAAGAACAACUUGUUCUUCAAAGAGUGAAACACUCUUCCACCACCUUUGGAGCUUGAACACCGAAGACAAAACAACUUGCAACUGGAAACUCCCUAAGCAGUCUUCUGACAGAAUGGUAGCAGCACAGAAACUAGAUGCACCUGUAACAAAAGGCCAUGCAAGAUACAAGCUCGGUUUCCUAAUGAUAGAUCAUAAACUGUAGAUGCUGAGAAUUCACUGUUAGUUUAAGCAAAAUACCCAAAAGCCUCUUGCGAGUAAUAUGUCCCCUGACAAAACGUUGUAUCUCUACGGCGGCAACUUUGUGAGCACGAAAGGUCUUCCAGCAGUUUAGACAACGAACAGCACUCUGAAUUUUUGUCACAGCAUGUUUUUGGCAUAAGAACCUCCUUCUAGUCAGCCAACCACGGCAAUGUCUCUGGAUUCAAUUGAGCAAAGCAUAGACUUAGCAUAGGAAAAACAGGAAUCCUUGUCUAC